Molecule: messenger RNA, 273 nt
Organism: Penicillium verrucosum
Lineage: Eukaryota; Fungi; Ascomycota; Eurotiomycetes; Eurotiales; Aspergillaceae
Exons: 1
Coding region: 1-273 (90 amino acids)
Source: RefSeq, a predicted model, not a curated record
AUGUUCUUCCUAGACUUCGGCCAGUGCGAGUCGGUUGACUUAAGCGAGGAUCCCCAAACAGUUUACCAAGCGUUCAAGGGCGCUAUGGUAAUGGGUGACAACCAGAGUUUCAUUCCGCACUUCUCAAACGACCCUAAACUGUUUGCAGCAUUUAAGAAGGGCUACAACGAAGCGGGAAAUGUUAUCCUAUUGGACAAGGGGCUCAAUGAUAUUUUCAGCGUGGAGGAUUUUAUGCAGCAGUAUGAAGAGUAUGCGAAGGACUUUCUAUGUUAG